Molecule: messenger RNA, 321 nt
Organism: Rhagoletis zephyria (snowberry fruit fly)
Lineage: Eukaryota; Metazoa; Arthropoda; Insecta; Diptera; Tephritidae
Source: RefSeq, a predicted model, not a curated record
AUGGCCAGCGAUCUGGGAAACAUUGGCUUCGUAUACACUGGAGCGGAAGUGAGAGUUAAGUUACAAAACUUCUGCAACAAAUACAGGAAAGAAAGGACAAAAGUUGGUCCGUCGGGUGGCUCUCCAUCUACGUGGAAGCUGUAUAAUGCCGUCCAUGAAGCCCUUGGAUGCCACAAGAGUUACUGCGCUGACGAGUUGACGGAGGAUAGUAUUAUGGUUGAUUUUGACUGCAGCGAAGCCGAGUUUUACGACUGUAUCGAAAUCGAGACGGAUGGAGAGUCACCAACAUGUCCACCGCUCAUCAAAUGUAGACUCCAAUAG